UAUAGCUCUCUUAAACAACCUAAACGAACUUCAUAUCUGACAGACCAUGGCUGAUGAUGCUGCAGUAGAGGAUUAUCCCACUGAAAUCGAAGACAACCUGAAUGAUUUCGACUCUUCUUUGAGCUCUGUCCAGAAUAUGGUCCAGACACUGGUGUCUGUAUCCAGAAGUGACCGUCUGCUUAAAUUGGAUCCUCUUGAACAAGCUAAACUGGAUCUGAUGUCGGCAUACGCCCUCAACUCAAUGUUCUGGAUGUAUCUUGUGACACAAGGAGUCAAUCCGAAAGACCAUCCAAUCAAACAAGAACUGGAAAGAAUCAGGACAUACAUGAAUAAAGUCAAAGAGAUCACGGACAGAAGAAAAGCUGCACAUAUAGACAAAGAAGCAGCGUCGCGGUUUGUGAGGAAUGCUCUGUGGGAUGCAGAUGACAAGAAAAGAAAGGACAAAACUGACCACCAACAAAAAGGAAAACACACAAAGUUUACUUGGAGUUGACUUAAAAUAUUUCACAGACUUUGGGAUGAAGCACAAGCAAUCUCUGAAGUGACACUCAUAAUUCCAUAAGAGGCAUGUUGUUGUUUUUUACCCUUUGUAUGUUUAUGGUGCAGAGUUAUUCAUAUUAUUUUCAAAAUGUAAUCAUUUCAAACAAAAAAAAACCUUUACAAGUUUGAGAUUUAUAUUUGGUUUAAAUCUUUUUUUAUUGUUUUAUUUUUUCCAGUUGCAUUGAAAGAGAAUGUCUUUCAUAGUCUUCAGAUUAUUUGACUUUUUUGGGGUUACUUAAUGUGAAAUGAAGAUGAUUCAUAAUGCCAGUCCCAUUAAAUCUUCUAAAUCCUC
This is a messenger RNA of Danio rerio (zebrafish), 832 nucleotides long. NCBI's taxonomy places the organism in Eukaryota, Metazoa, Chordata, Actinopteri, Cypriniformes, Danionidae. The record is from RefSeq and is a predicted model, not a curated record.